Messenger RNA from Drosophila grimshawi, 400 nucleotides. Its product is annotated as SOSS complex subunit C homolog. The record is from RefSeq and is a predicted model, not a curated record. The coding region runs from base 53 to 400 and encodes 115 amino acids. Lineage: Eukaryota; Metazoa; Arthropoda; Insecta; Diptera; Drosophilidae. The transcript has 2 exons. Gene Ontology annotation, biological process: DNA repair. Gene Ontology annotation, cellular component: nucleoplasm; SOSS complex; nucleus.
GAUUUGAUUUGGUUUCAGUUUAUUGACUAAAACAAAAAUUUGCCUUAUUUUGAUGGCUUUUCCCACAUCGAGUGCACAGCAAGCCGAAACCAACCGCAAAAUACUCGAGGAAAUUCAGACGAAGAAGCAGCUGCUCAUUGGACUCGGCAGCACAACGAAUCAGAUGCCCGCUCCUCAGCUGCUUGGCCAGCCGACAGUAACAGCCGAAUUUACACAAGGCGUAAGCGUUGCGCCGAAUGCUGCAGGCGGCAUCGCCGCUCCUCGCUCCGCCUUCAAUCCGACGAGCUCAACAACGCUAGGCUUCUUUAUACCGCAGGACUCGUACUUCGGCAAUAGUUUUAUACCCGUGCUGCCACGCCUGGAGCCUGUGCCGACGUCAUCAGCACCGAACGUCAAGUAA